Oncorhynchus keta (chum salmon) is the source of this 564-nucleotide messenger RNA. Its product is annotated as protein S100-A1-like. The transcript is spliced from 3 exons. Gene Ontology annotation, molecular function: calcium ion binding. The record is from RefSeq and is a predicted model, not a curated record. Lineage: Eukaryota; Metazoa; Chordata; Actinopteri; Salmoniformes; Salmonidae. Gene Ontology annotation, cellular component: cytoplasm. Bases 182 to 481 code for a protein of 99 amino acids.
AAUUUAACAUACUAUAUUGCUCAAUAUAUCAUUACUUCACUCAAGGCAGCGCAUAGACGACAGGGCGGCGCCUGUCUAUAAAUUCUCAGACGCAAUAUUUUUCUCAGCUCAGCACGAUUCAACUCUUCUCAAUCGCCAACUCCACACUCGUGAACGUGCAACCUAACUUAGACCUGCAACCAUGCCAUCAGACCUGGAACGAGCAAUGGAGUCCAUGAUCACUGUGUUCCACAAGUAUGCUGCUAAGGAGGGCAGUGGCAACACUCUGAGCCGCCGUGAGCUAAGGGACCUGAUGGAGAACGAGCUCUCUGGCUUCCUCAAGUCUCAGAAGGACCCAGCCACAGUAGACAAGAUCAUGAAGGAUCUGGACUCUAAUGGUGAUGGAGAGGUGGACUUUGAGGAGUUUGUUUCUCUAGUUGUGGGCCUGUCCAUCGCCUGUGAACAGUGCUACCAGAUGCACAAGAAGAAGAUGGGGAAGUGAGGGAUGAAAAGAGGAGAGGAGGAAGGGUUCUAAUUUUCACUUUUGUAAUGAUCACACUGUCCAUUAAACACAAAGACCAAGGA